Messenger RNA from Cyanidioschyzon merolae strain 10D, 1581 nucleotides. RefSeq lists its product as hypothetical. Gene Ontology annotation, molecular function: sphingomyelin phosphodiesterase activity. Lineage: Eukaryota; Rhodophyta; Bangiophyceae; Cyanidiales; Cyanidiaceae. The transcript has a single exon. The record is from RefSeq and is a predicted model, not a curated record. The coding region runs from base 1 to 1581 and encodes 526 amino acids. Gene Ontology annotation, cellular component: cytoplasm; extracellular region.
AUGGAAUCAGAUGCGAGUACAUAUGCAACUCAGGUAUGCAUUGGAUUAGCAUCGGCUGUGUCUCAUGCUGUGGAACGUUGGAGCACCUGGUGGAGAAAGUGGAUAACACAAAGAGGUUGUUGGCUCGCACUUGGCGUCACCGUUAUCUCUGAGCUGCUGCUGGCCUUGUUCUUCUCGUUCCAGCAGGUGCGAAAGGCCACACUUCUUGGCGUCAGUGUGCGCAAGCUGUUUCCUGUUCUUAUGUUAACUCUACCUGCCGCAAGCCUGGGUCUUGUGUACUUCGGAGCACGUGCGAAUAGCGACUCGAGCGAAGCGUUUCUCGACUCUGGUGCUGCGUAUUUUUUCCUGUCGAAUACUGGUGGUGGCAGAGGGUUUUUGCAGACUCACCGGACCAAGGUGAAUAUUGUUGCCCUGGCGUUCGGCCUUGCAUUGCUCCUGCUCGGUGCAGCAACGUUGGUGAACAGCUAUCGACGCCGGACCCGCGAAUACAUCGCUGUGGCGCGGCAGCACAGAGCGCGCCUCUUCGCCGACCCGGCGUUGGAUGACGUAUGUAGCCGGGGCCUGCCGGUACGCCUCCUCUCAUACAAUAUAUGCGUACGGCCGCCAGGUGUGUCCGGCUCCAGCGGUGACGACUUGAAAGAUGAGCGCCUCAAACUUCUGCUCCCUGAGCUUGCCUCCUUCGACAUCAUAUGCUUCCAAGAGCUCUUUGAUGCCUACAGCAAUCGCCGUUCAGCCAUGCAGGCGGCGCUCAAGGAAUACGGCCUGCGCCACCAUGUCUAUCUGCCAAAGCGGAUCCUUGGCAUACCUCCGAAAUUCGUCGAUGGAGGCGUCAGCAUCUUCAGCCGUUUCCCGAUCGUUGCAUGGGACUAUAUUCACUAUCGAAACGUGGUGUACCACACGAUCGACGCGCUGGUUGGUAAGGGCGUGCUCUAUGCGCGCAUUGAGUUGCCAGUGUACUGGCCUGCCGACUUCCCGCGCAAAUGGAAUCGCUCCGCGUUUCCUUCAAGCACAGUUCAAGCGAAGCGGGUCGAGAGCCAGACCAAUGCACGCUACUUGCAUAUCUUCAGCACGCACAUGCAAGCAGGUGAUCGACCGGGCUAUGAACCGGAGGCCUACCACGCCGAGAUUCGCUUUCAUCAAGCGGAGGAAAUGCGUGACUUUAUCGCACGCAAGGUCGCGGAUGACGCAGGGCCGGUACUCAUCACUGGCGAUUUCAACAUCAACGCCCGAAUCUCGCCGGAGAAUCCGCAUGAAAGUCGUUGGUAUCGGGAGCUGAUGCAGCGCUUUGGAAGCGCACCGCGACAAGGCGCUGCCCUCCAGGUCGUCGACCUAGUCAGCCUUGCCCACAGCGGGAUGCAUCCCAUCACUGAUGACGGAAAGUGUAUCGAUUAUUUGCUGUUUGAUCCGCGGCAGGGACCCGUUAUAGCGCAUGGCGACGAAAACGGUGCGGUGCGCAUCUAUCGCUACACGGUGCCGGAGGCGGCACGAACCCGCAUUUUUCCUGAAGAGGACUUUUCGCUCUCGGAUCAUUCUGCGGUUUUGGCGAGGCUGCGGAUUCCAGUUGCCUGGCCGAACAGCUAA